Molecule: messenger RNA, 1618 nt
Organism: Lolium rigidum
Lineage: Eukaryota; Viridiplantae; Streptophyta; Magnoliopsida; Poales; Poaceae
Product: 7-deoxyloganetin glucosyltransferase-like
Exons: 2
Coding region: 73-1518 (481 amino acids)
Molecular function (GO): UDP-glycosyltransferase activity
Source: RefSeq, a predicted model, not a curated record
UGCCAGCACCACCGAGUCCCCCCGGAUCACCGAUCAUCCCCCCACCCGGAUCACCGAGACCGGACAGCGGCGAUGAGCUCCGAGCCGCAGCAGCCGCACGCGGUGCUGAUCCCGCAGCCGGCGCAGGGCCACGUCACGCCCAUGAUGCACCUCGCCAAGGUGCUCCACGCCAGGGGUUUCCACAUCACCUUCGUCAACUCCGAGUACAACCACCGCCGCCUGCUCCGAUCCCGCGGCCCGGGCUCGCUGGACGGCGUCGCCGGCUUCCGGUUCGAGGCCGUCCCGGACGGCCUGCCCCCGUCCGACGACGACGACGUCACGCAGGACAUCGCCGCGCUCUGCCUGUCCACCACCAAGCACAGCGCCGCGCCGUUCGGGGAGCUGCUGGCCCGGCUCAACGGCACGCCAGGGACGCCGCCCGUGAGCUGCGUCAUAGCCGACGGCGUCAUGAGCUUCGCGCAGAGGGUCGCCGAGGAGAUGGGAGUCCCGGCCCUCGUGUUCUGGACCACCAGCGCCUGCGGCUUCAUGGGCUACCUCCAGUUCGCCGAGCUCGUCAAGAGAGGCUACGUACCACUCAAAGAUGCGAGUGACCUGACGAACGGGUACCUGGACACGGCCAUCGACUGGAUCCCGGGGAUGGAGGGCGUCCGUCUGAGGGACAUCCCCAGCUUCAUCCGAACCACCGACCCGGACGACGUCAUGCUCAACUACGACGGCCCCGAGGCGCAGAACGCGCGCGGCGCCCGCGGGGUCAUCCUCAACACCUACGACGCGCUGGAGCAGGGCGUCGUGGACGCGCUCCGCCGCGAGUUCCCGCGCGUGUACACCGUCGGCCCGCUCCAGACAUUCGCCAAAACCGCCGCCGGCGGAGGCGACCUCGACGCGAUCGGCGGGAACCUCUGGAAGGAGGACGCCAGCUGCCUCCGGUGGCUGGACGCCCAGGCGCGGCCAGGCUCGGUCGUGUACGUGAACUUCGGGAGCAUCACGGUGGUGACCCCGGCGCAGCUCGCCGAGUUCGCGUGGGGGCUGGCGAGCUGCGGGCGGCCGUUCCUUUGGGUCGUGCGGCCGGACCUCGUCUCUGGCGAGAAGGCCGUGCUGCCGGAGGAGUUCAUCCGCGUCACGAAAGACAGGGGCGUCCUUGCGAGCUGGUGCCCGCAGGAGCAGGUCCUCUCGCACCCGUCGGUGGGGCUCUUCCUCACGCACUGCGGCUGGAACUCCACGCUGGAGAGCGUGUGCGCCGGCGUGCCCAUGGUCUGCUGGCCCUUCUUCGCCGAGCAGCCGACCAACUGCCGCUACGCCUGCACCAAGUGGGGCAUCGGGAUGGAGAUCGGCAACGAUGUGACCAGGGAGGACGUGGCGAGGCUCGUGCUCGAGGCCAUGGACGGCGAGAAAGGCAAGGACAUGAGAGCCAAGGCGGCGGCGUGGAAGGAGAAGGCCGUGGCGGCGGCGGCGGAAGGCGGGUCGUCAAGCGAGAACCUGGACCGCCUGGUUCAAUUCUUGCGCGCAGGGUGCGUGUGAUUGCUUGCUGCAAGCUGAAUGUGCUUCGAACGAGCUGUGCAUGUUUCUUGUCUAGCUGCAUGCCUCGAGAACAAGAAAUGUCUGGCUAGUAGAUGAACAA